AACAAUUUUUUUAGAUCCACAUUCCAAUAAUUUCUCGAAUCGAAUUACAUCGAACGUGUCACUCCCACCAGCCAGCCACCAGCGUGCCCAGUGCACGAGGAUGAAGCGUUUUGCGAGCGCAGGGGCUUGUACCAUCACAUAGGCGGAUCUCGCGUUGCGUUAUUAAACGCGCCCACCUGCACUGUAUAGAAUACAUAUUCAACGGCGUCUUUCUGGUGGACCAGUAAACGAUGGACCUGCACAUCUUGGACCACAAACUGAGGGUCACUUGUAUCAGCAAAUCUGGUCUGGAACAUUACACCCAUCCCCUGAUCAAACUGAUAUUUUUAAGAAACAGGACGAGAUGCAAAUAUUUCAGCCUCACAGAAACUCCAGAAAAUUACACCGUUGUCCUCGACGAGGAGGGAUUUAAAGAGCUACAGCCGUCUGAGCACUUACAGGUUGAGGGCUCUACUUGGCUCCCGCUCAAUGUCGUCUCCAAUGGCAACGCCUCCAGCAGCUCACAGGCCGUGGGUGUCACCAAGAUCGCAAAGUCCGUCAUCGCUCCAUUGGCUGAGCAGCAUGUGUCAGUCUUCAUGCUUUCAACCUAUCAAACUGACUUUAUUCUGGUGCGAGAGAAAGACCUGUCGGUGGUGGUGGACACUCUAGUGGAGGAGUUUAAUAUUUUCAGAGAAGAAGGGGGAGAGUCAGUGCCUGUCCACAGUCAGGAUGCCUGCAACGGCCUUCAGCGAAACGGAAGAGAGGUUUCACAUGCAACAGUUCAUCCGGUGCUGAUUCCAGAGAAUCAGUUUUGCGUAAUGAGUUUGGAUCCGGAUACUCUGCCAGCGAUCGCCACCACCCUCAUAGAUGUUCUGUUUUACUCAAACAGUCCCAAGGAGGGCGCCAGUGUUGAUCAGGACAUGGAAUGUAUCAAGUUCUUCUCCUUCUCUUUGAUUGAUGGAUACGUCUCCUUGGUGAUGGACACAGAAGCACAGAGACGAUUCCCAGCUGAUCUUCUCUUCACCAGCUCCUCUGGUGAGCUCUGGAGGAUGGUGAGAAUAGGAGGGCAGCCUCUUGGCUUCGACGAAUGUGGGAUAGUUGCUCAGAUCUCUCAGCCUCUUGCAGACAGUGAUAUAUCAGCAUAUUACAUUAGCACCUUCAGCUUUGAUCAUGCUCUGGUCCCAGAAGAAGAUAUUGCGAGCGUGACCGAAAUGCUUCACGCUCAGAGGAAGGACAUGUCCAGUUGAGGCUGCGGUUGGUUACAUCUUAAGCUUGAAGACGGUAGAAAAAGACCUUCACGGUGGAUGAUAGAUCUUGUUUGAGCCACUAACACACAGUAUUACUCCACAUGACUGUUUUGCCAUAACCAGAGGUGCUUCGGUCACAGCAUUUAAGAGCGUGGGCUUCAAAAAAAGGCCUAAACUUUUUGCUUUUGCAGAACAGCGGUGCUGAUUAUAUCCAAUUACUGAGAAUCAAAGUAUUUACAUGACCGAUUUGAAAGAACAUCGAUGCAGCAUUUUAAUGCUGGACUAUAUGAAGCACUUUUUUUUUUCUUAACUGAAUUAUAAGAUUAGAGGACGCUAUUGCUUUUGGAUGUUUAGUUCUUCUAUGCAGGGGUAAUGAUUAUUUGUAACCAGAAACCCCGUUUGGGUUUACCUGCUGCCAUUAUGUUCUGCAAAAAUCGUUAUUACUUUGAGUAUUGCACAUAAAAGUCUUCCAGUGUAGUCAGACCUCAAGUAACCAUGUUUGAGGUGAAGCAAAAGGAAUUUUAUUGGUGUAGCAAUUUUGGUGUAAUUUAAACAUUGCACUUAGUAAAGCAGUUACUGAUGGUGAUUAUACUGAUCACUUUUGAAUGAGUGUUUCUAACAUAUCUUGCAAAUACUGAAGUCAAACUCUUAUGAUGGGUUCUUUUGUUUAAAAUCAUAGGCAGUUGUUUUCAUCUAGCAUAAUGGGGUGAAUCUCUCUAAACUCCUCAAGAUCAUGUCCAUGUCAUAUUUCAUGCUAAAUUCAAAAGAAAUAUAUAUUUAUUAUUAUUAUUUUGCUUAGAGGAAAUGAAAUCCAUAUUUAUAACCAUCAACAUUAUUUGCACCAACAUUAUUUUUAUAACAAAUAAGUGCAUGCCUCCCCUCAAUUCUUAUAGGUAUAAUACAAUAUUUUGUAUAAUAUUAAGUAUAUUAUUUUUUAAAUAUGAUUUUUUCACAGUAAAGUAUUUAUACUCCAUGUUGUACUUCCUUUACUGCUGAUUAAAAAUGAAAGUAUUUCAGAUUUUGAGAUUUUUCAUAUAUAUAUAUAUAUAUAUAUAUAUAUAUAUAUAUAUAUAUAUAUAUGAUUAUAAUUUAUUUUAUAAUUUAAUAAUCUUGUUAUUUUAUUUAUGUUUUUGAGUGAAUUUAAUGACCUGGAUUUGUUUGUGUGUGGAAUUCACCCAUUCUUGAGAAAUCCAGAUACGCGACUUUUGAGUCAGGCAUCAUGAAAGGGCGCAAAUAAAAAUUUCUUCAUGUUAAGUUUA
Molecule: messenger RNA, 2485 nt
Organism: Megalobrama amblycephala (Wuchang bream)
Lineage: Eukaryota; Metazoa; Chordata; Actinopteri; Cypriniformes; Xenocyprididae
Gene: castor1
Product: cytosolic arginine sensor for mTORC1 subunit 1
Exons: 9
Coding region: 231-1226 (331 amino acids)
Biological process (GO): cellular response to L-arginine; negative regulation of TORC1 signaling
Cellular component (GO): cytosol
Molecular function (GO): arginine binding
Source: RefSeq, a predicted model, not a curated record